AGCCGGUAGGUCAAAGUUUUUGCAGGGUGGAGUCACCCCAACUGAUGACUCCACCUGUUUCCUCCAGCCUUGAUAUAAAGUGGACUGGUUUGAUAGAGAAGACACGGCAUCACUUUCUCAGACAGAAGAAUCUCGAGGUUCACAGAGACCAGGAACCAUGAACAGAAACUCUCUCAGCACUGACCAGGAGUUGCGUGCUGGUGACUACCUGAUGAGUAACAAUGGAAUCUACAAGGCCGUCCUGCAGACUGAUGGUAACUUUGUGGUCUAUGGUUGGGCCCCUCUCUGGGCUUCCAACACCUGGAACAAAGACUCCUACCGUCUGCUUCUGCAACAAGACAACAACCUGGUCAUCUACGACAAAGAGAACCAACCACUCUGGGCCAGUAAUACCCACUCAUCACGUGACAGUCAGAGGAUGCUUCUGACCAUGCAGGAGGAUGGCCGUCUGGUUCUCUACAACGAUGGAAAGGAGAUCUGGAGUGUUGGAAAGUGAAAAAUAAUGUGACAACACAUGUGAUGUGUGUACGAAGUUUGAAAUAAAAAAGAUCUAGAGAGAUCUCUUAAGACUCA
Molecule: messenger RNA, 573 nt
Organism: Cynoglossus semilaevis (tongue sole)
Lineage: Eukaryota; Metazoa; Chordata; Actinopteri; Pleuronectiformes; Cynoglossidae
Product: mannose-specific lectin-like
Exons: 3
Coding region: 158-496 (112 amino acids)
Source: RefSeq, a predicted model, not a curated record